Messenger RNA from Eimeria maxima, 1095 nucleotides. Its product is annotated as thiamin pyrophosphokinase, putative. The record is from RefSeq and is a predicted model, not a curated record. Gene Ontology annotation, molecular function: ATP binding; thiamine binding; thiamine diphosphokinase activity. The transcript has 6 exons. NCBI's taxonomy places the organism in Eukaryota, Apicomplexa, Conoidasida, Eucoccidiorida, Eimeriidae. Gene Ontology annotation, biological process: thiamine metabolic process; thiamine diphosphate biosynthetic process. Bases 1 to 1095 code for a protein of 364 amino acids.
AUGGCAUCGACGCUAAAGGCUACCCGCCAGAUACUGCAGCACUACAGCGCGGGACGCAUUAGUAGUAGCAGCAGCAGCGAGUGCAGCAGCAGUAACAACAACCGACUGACGACGGUGCACGAUCUGCGUAUUUUGGAGAGGAUCUUGAGACACAGCGACACUUCGGCUGCACUUGGGCAUGCAGAGGCUCCAGCAGGGUCGUUAGCAGCACCUGUAGCCUUAUCCAAUGCCUCUACAGGUGCUUCAGGGAGAGGGCGGGUUGUGCUGCUGUUACUCAAUAGACCACUUCCAUUUUACGUCAACUGUUUACUCGAAAACGCAUCGGUAGUCGUCGCAGCAGACGGUGCUGCCAACUACCUGCUGCCCCUCUACCGUGCUGCUGAGACUAAACAACAACAAGCGCAGCGAUUGCAUGAGAGAAUGAAUGGAAGAACGGUAGAUCCUUUUGUUGCAGAAGCAUCUCCUUUGGAGUCCGAAACCACCGUGCACCAAUGUGGGCGUACACUGCAAUUGCCCGCCUGCAUAUGCGGGGAUAUGGACUCUUCCAGCGCGGAGGCCCUUUAUUUUUUCGAAGCUCGUGGAGUGCCCGUUGUGCGGCUGUCUGACCAAAUCCAUACGGACCUUGAGAAGGCGUUCGCCUUUGCAGCAAGCAAAUUUCGCCUCUCCCACGACGACAUCGUCAUUAUUGCGGGUGCCAUUGGUGGUCGCUUUGACCAUUCAAUCGCCGCUGUUAGCUUUCUGUACAAAGUUCACAAUGCCUCUGCAGAAACGUUGCCCCCCAAGGUGAUUUUGUUGGGCGAGUGCAACGCGUGCUUGCUGCUGCCUGAGGGAGACAACGAGGUGUUGCUUUCCGAUGGGGUUUUCUCAGAGGCCUGCGGGCUGCUGCCUAUGGCUGGAGAAGUGCGGAACGUGACGACUGAAGGAUUGAAGUGGAAUGUGAAGGGCGAGCCACUGCGCGUGGGGGGGUUGAUAAGUUCUUCUAACAUUGUAGGUUUGGCUUGCAAGGUUCCGAGAAUCAAGGACCGCAUCAAAAUUGCCACUUCGGACCCCCUCGUCUUUUUUGGCGAGCUCAACAAGGAGUUGCUGCACCGCUAA